CUAGUGGUGUAAUCAAUAUGGUGUCGCCACAGUCUUAUCACUACGUCAGAAUUUGUACGUGGGAGUAUGCUAUAUCGACCCAUAUGGUUUGACAGUUCCAUGUGAAUUUCUAUGGACAUUCAUAAAAUGCUUUUCAAAUUUGAUAAAACGAAUAAUAAUUGUAUAUUCAUAAUUUAUGUUCUGUUCGCGAUUUUAUUUGAGUUUACAGAGUGCACUACUGUGAAAAAAUAUGCGUUACUUAUGCCAAAUGUUAGACCAAACAAGGAAGAACUAUAUUUAUGUACACCUGUUAAAGUGGAUCCUGCUCAGAGUUAUUAUGUGAUAGGUUUUGAACCAAAUGCAACAAUGGCAACGGCUCAUCACAUACUUUUAUAUGGUUGUGGAAAUCCAGGAAGUUCAAAAUCUGUAUGGGAUUGUGGAGAAAUGGAACAUCGUGCAGAUGAAACUACAAAACCUAUGAUGCCCUGUGCAGAUGAUUCUCAGAUAAUAUAUGCUUGGGCUAGAGAUGCACCAAAAUUAAUGUUACCGGAAGGAGUUGGUUUCAAAGUGGGUGGCGAUUCUCCCAUUAAAUAUUUAGUUCUGCAGGUUCAUUAUGCUCAUGUUGAUGCAUUUAAAGAUGGUAGAACGGAUGAUUCAGGAGUGUUUCUUCAUUAUACGUUACAUCCUUUAAAUAAACUUGCCGGUGUAUUACUGUUGGGAACUUCGGGUGCAAUACCCCCCAAGAGCAGAACAUAUAUGGAAACAGCCUGCACUAUUCGGGAGAAUAAAACUAUCCAUCCUAUAGCAUACAGAACGCAUACACAUUCUCUUGGAAAAGUUGUUUCUGGAUAUCUAGUGAAACCAGAUUAUACAUGGAUAGAACUCGGGAAAAGGGAUCCUUUAACUCCUCAAAUGUUCUAUCCUAUACAUAAUAAGGUUCCAGCUAAACAAGGAGAUCAAAUUGCAGCUCGAUGUACAAUGGAGAGUAUGCGUCAUACUUGGACAUAUAUAGGUGGAACCAGGACAGAUGAAAUGUGUAAUUUCUACCUAAUGUAUUAUGUUGAAAAUGACGACCCAUUAUCUAUGAGGUACUGUUUUUCUCCGGGUCCUCCAACUUACUACUGGAAAGAUGCUGAUCUUUUCAACAUACCUGAUGUGGAGGCAUCUAGUUUAUAAUGCUGUCCUAGAGUCUGGUUUAGAAAUUGGUGUACACAAGACUGUUAAUAGUGGAGAGAAAUUUAAGUAUCUUGUCCAGUUUAUGUCAUAGAUUGGAAUGUGUUUCUUAAUCAUGACAAUUUCAAUUUAUCUUUCAUUUAAUUCUUAUCAUUUCCUUUAAUACUCUCGUACACUUUUAUCAAAAUUAUUUGAUCCUUCUUUUUAUUUCAAGUACUUAAGUUGCUCCAAAUAUUUUUACUUUGAUUAUUUCUGUGCCAGUAAACAAACAUGAUUAAUUACAUCACAUGGAAACAUCACGUGGUAUUAUUAUAUAACAGAAAGACGGUUAUACCGAAAUAAGAUUAAUUUUAAAAGAUAGGCCUACAGAGUGCCAGAGUGCAGUUUAAUAUUUUGAUUGCAUUAAUCAUUUUGUAAUGACCAAUGGGAACUACCAAUUAUCAUCAACGUACAAUUAGUAAUUACUGCUUGAUUACGCUUCUCGUUAGUCAAUCUUUCUUCCAUUUUAUAAUAUCAAAAGUAAUUUUAGUGUUAGUUCCUUGGACUCGAUAUUUUAAGUAUUUCUGGAGAUUAUUUAUUUAUAUUACUUUUAUGUAUUCCCAUAUGUCGACGAGCUUAUGUGUUAACGAAAAUUGAUUAAGGAUACAAUGUUUAUCGUAACAUCAACGGUACGUUAAACAUGAAACAAUCACGUACUUACUAACAAAAACUGUCGUAGCUAAUAAUAUUUUUUUAAACCGAGCGGUGCUCCGAAAUUGAAAAUAAUAGAUUCUUUUAGCACAAUCGACUGAAAGUAUUCUAUGAUAAUAUAAAUUAUUUUCGACACUAUACAAAUGAAACGCAGGUUUGUUUCUAUAUACUUAAUACUAUUAUACUGACAUGUCAAUAAAUCGUGCAUA
Nomia melanderi (Alkali bee) is the source of this 2051-nucleotide messenger RNA. It is a transcript of the gene Phm, whose product is annotated as Peptidylglycine-alpha-hydroxylating monooxygenase. Gene Ontology annotation, cellular component: extracellular region; membrane. NCBI's taxonomy places the organism in Eukaryota, Metazoa, Arthropoda, Insecta, Hymenoptera, Halictidae. Gene Ontology annotation, molecular function: copper ion binding; oxidoreductase activity, acting on paired donors, with incorporation or reduction of molecular oxygen, reduced ascorbate as one donor, and incorporation of one atom of oxygen. Gene Ontology annotation, biological process: peptide metabolic process. The record is from RefSeq and is a predicted model, not a curated record.